Paramacrobiotus metropolitanus is the source of this 993-nucleotide messenger RNA. RefSeq lists its product as uncharacterized. The coding region runs from base 349 to 696 and encodes 115 amino acids. The record is from RefSeq and is a predicted model, not a curated record. The transcript has 4 exons. Lineage: Eukaryota; Metazoa; Tardigrada; Eutardigrada; Parachela; Macrobiotidae.
AUUACAAUGCACACGUGGUUCCAAUGUACAAAAUAUUCUUUCAAGUGCAAGGGGGAAGAUAUACUGUACACUGUAGCGACUGUACAGUUUGUACAUGCUUCAGAAGCUCCGAGUUCCAAUGAGAAGAACUUCGACUUCAUAUGUGCGAUUAUGUUUCACUACCACCUUAUGGAGGUUUGACUUAUCGGCUGCCCCCACUAGAGUGACACAUCUCCCCCCCCCCAGGCGCCACUGGCAGUCGUAAAUAUACAAAUUUAGGAAUUCUGUUUCUCGAGCGGUAGUUGUGCCUUGGAGCUGGUACAACUUUGCAUAGUAUUGCAUUUACAUUCUCACGCAGCAGGAACGAAGAUGCGCGAGGCUUUCCGAAAUGUUGCUCGCUACGUUGGACACACCAAAUUAUUUUCACGACUGUUCAGAAAGAAGGACGGCCACCAGCAACCUUCUACGGCAGUUAUCAACGAUACUUCCAAUAGCCCUUUUCUGGAAUCGCUUCGUGGUCGGGAUCCCAAAGCCAGCGCCGAUAGGCAAAAAAAGAAGACCGAUAAUCAAAAAAGUACAGAUGGGGGUAGUUCUGAUCCGCUGCAUGGACCAGGAUCCCCGUAUCGACGAUUUCGAAGGUCUGACAGAAACCGGGAGGGAAGUGAUUACGGUAAUGGUGGAGACGACGGAGACGACGGUGGCGAUGGUGGAGACUAGACUGUUGUGGAAACGCAGCGCGAUCGUCUCCCUCCCCUUUUCCACGAUAGAGAUUAACUGAUCGCAACUACCACAGAAACAGUCCCUCUCCUGUUUUUUCAAUUGUUGCCUAUAUAAUUUUUGUUUGUUGUAUACUGACCUAAGUGACCUUCAUGUUUUUCAUGUAAUUACUGAUUCACCAUUUUUGUCGUAACGUUCUGUAGAUUUCUGUGUCCCUUUUCCACUGUCUCGCUGUCUGAAGCUUAAAGGGGGCAACCGCUCCGUGCAAGGACAAUAAACUCAAUAUUAUUAAUGAAA